This is a messenger RNA of Closterium sp. NIES-67, 271 nucleotides long. The record is from the annotation of a GenBank genome assembly. NCBI's taxonomy places the organism in Eukaryota, Viridiplantae, Streptophyta, Zygnematophyceae, Desmidiales, Closteriaceae.
GGUGCUAUUGCAUUGGCUAAGAACCCGGUUCUUCAUGGCCUUACCAAGCACAUGAAGGUGAAGUGGCAUUGGGUGAGGAGCAUGCCGGGCAACCUGGCCGCCGAUGUACCUGGGGGAGCAGAAGGUGUCCGAGCAGCAGUGCUAGCAGAGAUAUACGAAGUGGCAAGGGGAUGGGGGUGUCUGCUGUAGGCUAGAAAAUAAGGGGGGCUAAAUAACAGUGUGCAUAUUAUUGUCAAAGCACGAACUUGUAUUAUAAAUUAUUAGGCAAUGC